Messenger RNA from Tinamus guttatus (white-throated tinamou), 2181 nucleotides. RefSeq names its product NOP2/Sun RNA methyltransferase family member 7 (gene NSUN7). Gene Ontology annotation, molecular function: methyltransferase activity. The record is from RefSeq and is a predicted model, not a curated record. NCBI's taxonomy places the organism in Eukaryota, Metazoa, Chordata, Aves, Tinamiformes, Tinamidae.
AUGCCAAGUUCCAAAAGUAACUUGAUGUCUUUGGAUGAAGAUGCUAUAAGUGACAUUUCAGACUUGAGUGAAAUGAAAAUUUCAGAUGAAAAAGAAUCUACUGAAAAGAGCACAAUGACUUUGAUUGAGAAGAAUGGCUAUCAUGACUUGAUAUACAUAAAUGCAGCAAAGAUUUUUCAAGGCAUUCAUAACAAAAAGCCUCAGGAUAGGAUAUUGGUGCAGUAUGGGGAUGACUCCGCAUCUCCCCUGCUAACUUUUAAAGAUGAAUAUUCCCAGCGUGUGUCUUACGAACUGGCUUACAGUGCUCUGAAAUAUCAAGAUCUUCUUGAAAAAAUACUGCUAGAUAGCUGCGUUUACCCGUGUCAGUCAAUACCAGAUGAAUUGACCAGCCUACUUGUAGUGAUGCUUUAUGACCUACAAGACCGAAAGUUUGAAGCCCGAGAGAUUGUUGAUGAGGAAGAACCUGUAGCAGAAGUUCGGAAAAUAGAGCAUUAUCUAUACAACUUUAAGACCAAAUUGGCAGCGGCACUAGCGAGAUGUCGAAUCAAACACGAUGCUCUUUCAAUUGAACACAUUCUACCAGAAACCGUACGGAAACAGGAGCAGAGGGCGUCAGCAUUACCUUUGUAUGCCUGGGUAAAUACAUUAAAAAUCGGCCUUCAGGAUGUUGCCAAGAGUUUGGAGACAAAGGGAUUCAAAAGAGUUGAAUCCGUGUCGGACUUGGACCAUUAUACUUACUGUAUUGACCACCAUUGCCAUGAUGUGUUGGUUUUUCCUUCCUCUCUUAAAGAAGAACUGCUUAAUUUAGAUCUUUUUGCAGAUUACAAACUCUUACUACAGGAUAAGUCUCGCAGCCUGGCUGUGCAUUCUGUGCAUGCUCUAUUGAAUGCAGAUGAUGACAUUGUAGUGGCUCACAUGGGUUCCCGUCUGACCAUUGCCCAUCUGUCAGUGCUGACAAAUCACAGCAUGGCCAGAAUCUUUGUCUGUGGUGUAAAAUCUCCAGCAAAAGACGCUGAACUGAAGAACUUGUUCAGGCAUGUGGGAUGUAAAAAUAUUCAGUUGUUACAUGAAGACUUUACUGAGAUUGGACCAACAGACCCGAGACUGCAAAAAGCAAAAGUUAUUCUGCUGCUGCCACAGUGUUCUGGAGUGGGUGUUGGCAAUCCAAUAGAAUUUAUUUUAAAUGAACAUGGAGAUGCAGGAUUGCUUAGAGACCUUUUCCAAGGAUCUGUAUCUGAGGACAAACUCACUAUUCUUGCUGAGAGGCAGCUUAAAGAGUUGAUGCAUGCAAUGAAAUUUAACAAAGCGCAAGCUAUUGUUUACUGCACUUCCUCAGUUUACCCAGAAGAAAAUGAAUUAGUAGUGAACAAAGCACUGGACUCUCAAGUGGAAGGAAAUAAAGUGCAACCAUAUAGGCUCACUCCUCCUGUUUUUCCUAUUUGCUCCAAUUCGAAGUCUUCCACUGAUUUUUUUUUCAAAAUGGAACCAUCAGAAAUUUCUAAUUGUUGCUUUUUAGCUAUUCUAGAAAGAGAGAAAGAUUCUUCUGAAAAAUUGUCUGUUCAAGACAUUUUGGCUCGUGCUGCAGCAAAAGGAUUACUAGAUGGAAUUGCUGUAGAAAAAUCAAAGAAAGAAGAGAAAAAGAAAAAGAAACCAAGAAUGACACAGCACACAAGUAGUAUCACAGGUUAUGGGGCAGAGACGAAGGCUGAAGAUCAGAUCCUUCAUCAGGAGCCUGUACCCAACCCUCCCGCCAAAGAGGCGGCGUGGAAGGCAGGAGGUAGCACCGAGCAGAAGGCCGUGAACGCAACGGGUGGCUCCGUUCAGCUGAGGAGAGGCCCCGUCCCCGCCUCCGACUCAGCCCUCCCCAAGGUUGGGAAGCGCCCGUCCAACGUGUCCGGCGUGUCCAACGUGCCGUGCGCUGGCAGGGUGUGCGAACGGCAGCCGCCCGCGAGGAGGGCGCGGGCAGAGGACAGGAUGGUUGUGCUGAAGCCUGUGGAAAUCGUCUUGCCCCCGGUGAUAGUCCCAUACUUAAGUCCCCAAGGAAGCCGAGCGGUGAUUCCAGCCCAUCACUGCUGGCAUGGCUGGAUUGGAGCCACGAGGCUGAGUCGGGGCCUGUUUCCAGCCCCUCUGCCUAAGGCGCUCAAACCUGCUGCGGGCAGGCAGCCUCGACCGUGGCUGUGA